Molecule: messenger RNA, 2004 nt
Organism: Malurus melanocephalus (red-backed fairy wren)
Lineage: Eukaryota; Metazoa; Chordata; Aves; Passeriformes; Maluridae
Product: opsin-5-like
Exons: 4
Coding region: 232-1278 (348 amino acids)
Biological process (GO): G protein-coupled receptor signaling pathway
Cellular component (GO): membrane
Molecular function (GO): G protein-coupled receptor activity
Source: RefSeq, a predicted model, not a curated record
CUGGCAGCAGCUCUGCCUGGCUCUCUCUCUGCCUCCCUGGGGGAAAGCCUUCCUCUCACUGCAGGCUGCUCCUCUGCCACACCAGAGGCGGGACGAGGAGGCAGCAGAAGGGUCCCUGCACUGCCAAAAUCCCACACACACCUGCGGCAGGCGAACCAUGAGGACGAGCUCUUUGCUCCUGCAAACUCUUCAGCUUUGACUGGAAAUCUUCAUCUGCCUCCACACGGGGCCAUGGAGGAGCAGUACAUUUCCAAACUCCACCCAGUAGUGGAUUAUGGAGCUGGGGUCUUUCUCCUAAUCAUAGCCAUCCUGACAAUCCUUGGGAAUUCAGCUGUCCUUGCCACGGCCGUGAAACGCUGCUCCCUCCUCAAGUCGCCGGAGCUGCUGACGGUGAACCUGGCGGUGGCGGACAUUGGGAUGGCCCUCAGCAUGUACCCACUGGCCAUUGCAUCUGCCUGGAACCACGCCUGGCUGGGGGGAGAUGCCUCCUGCGUUUACUACGCCCUGAUGGGGUUCCUGUUUGGGGUGUGCAGCAUGAUGACCCUGUGCGCCAUGGCCGUGAUCCGAUUCCUCGUCACCGACUCCUCCAAAUCCAACAGUAACAGAAUCACCAGGAGCACUGUCUGUGUGCUGAUUGCUUCCAUCUGGCUCUACUCCCUGCUCUGGGCCAUCCUGCCCUUGGUGGGCUGGGGCUACUACGGCCCCGAGCCCUUCGGCAUCUCUUGUACCAUCGCCUGGAGCAAGUUCCACAACUCCUCCAAUGGCUUCUCCUUCAUCCUGAGCAUGUUCCUCCUGUGCACAGUCCUGCCAGCGCUGACCAUCGUUGCCUGCUACCUGGGGAUCGCCUGGAAGGUUCAUAAAGCAUACCAAGAGAUCCAGAAUAUUGACAGAAUCCCUAACGCAGCCAAACUGGAGAAGAAGCUGACCCUGAUGGCCGUGCUCAUCUCAGUGGGGUUCCUGAGCUCCUGGACACCCUAUGCCGCUGCCAGCUUCUGGUCCAUCUUCAACUCCAGCGAUUCCCUGCAGCCCGUGGUGACGCUGCUGCCCUGCCUGUUCGCCAAAUCCUCCACAGCCUACAACCCUUUCAUUUACUACGUCUUCAGCAAGACUUUCCGCUGCGAGAUUAAGAAGCUGCAGUGCUGUUGUGGCUGGCGGGUUCGCUACUUCAGCUCCGACAACUCGGUGGAGAUCGCCGUGUCCACCACGUGGGGCGGGAGGGACAAUGUCCAUGUGUCUGUGGCACCAAAGGCAGAGAGCCYGGGGGCUGCAGCUCCCUGAAAUGCAGCCAGGGAUUCACAGCACAGGUCAAACCUGGCCUCGCUCCCAGCUCCAGAGGAGUAAGGAUGCAGCAAAUGAGGCUGUCAMUGCAUAUCUUAUGUCAUUACAGAGGUUUAAGUAUAUGUAUUUUUAGCAGCUCUCAAAUAUUGUCUUUAAGCCUCACAGUGCAGAAAAUUAAAUCUAUUUUUCCCCAAGAAAUUCCACUUUAGAGGAAAUAGAUUUAUGUACCAAACAUAGCAUCAUGUAAAUUAAACUUAUUUUCAGGUAAAUGGAGAUGUAAUAUUUUUGUGGGUUUUUUUUCCUAUGCUUUUGAUUUUUUCAAUGCACUCUAUCUGCAAGCUCUUGGCUCUUCCAGUAAAACAUCASAGAAAGCCAUAGGUUGCCCACAGUGUUACCAAAUAAACACAGCUGAGGGUGUAGUUUUCCAGCAAUACAGAUUGGAAGCCAUAUGGGGAGCAAGAAAUAUUCACUGCCAGGAAAAGGUGAGAAUGUGGCUGCUCUUAAAAUUAUGUGGAGAUCUCUGGUUCCUUGCUCAGUCAGAGGUGCAGCUCCAACUGCAAACAGCAAUCCAAGGAGUUGAGCAGCAUUGACCAAUGCUUGGUGGGAAUGUGGCAGCCAGUGAAGGAUUCCUUUUGUGCAUCCCACAGGGCACGGUGGAAGUGAAGGGAGCUCUCAGCAGGAGGAGCUGUGCCCUYGGGCUCUUGYUGGCUGAGGAACAAYAGCUCU